AUGAACGCGUUUGCAGGCAGCAAUAACAACAACAAUAAUAAUAAUAACAGCUUGGUGUUUGGAGGAGACGACUUGAAGACUUCAAGUACCAACGCAGAUAAUAACUCGCUGGGUGCAAGUGACAAGUCAACAGUAUCGACCAAUAAUAAUUGCCGGUUUUCCCUUGUGGAUAAGCCGGACGAAACUCCCUUUUUGCAACGACUACAAGACCCCUUUGAGACCACGGUUAUAAUGAGUGGCAGUCUCUUCUCUGAAGGAAGACCAAACUUGGUACCACCACCACCAGGCUUUGAUAGCACUCACGAUAUCACCAAAUGUCGUCGGCGAGAGCUGCAGCUUCUGCAAUUGUCGCCAUGGAAGAAGCUGUAUCUGGAUAAAGGCACAGUGGCCGACACGCAAGUGAUUUCCAGGAACAAAUCCGUGUUUGAAGAUACCCAAGUAAUAGAGCAUAAUAAUACUGGUAAUAAUAAUGCUGGUAGUAAUGAUGCUGGCAAUAAUUCUUUGACUCAACGAAUACGCUGUCUUCCUGAUCGUCUUGAGUUAUCUCCGGAACGGAGUCUUGUCAUGGCUCAUGAUGAUAACGAUAUAGUAGUGGUAUCCAAUCCUGAAGCACCUCGGUCAAAGACUAUUAUGGGACCUACACAAAUGGACGAUGAUAAUGAUGGUGAUGGUGAUAAAGGACAUUUUUUGUCUAUGGAAACUCCAACACAGUUACGAUUGACCCAGAAAGUACUAGCAAAUCCAACAGCAGGAGAAAUCACAGACAUUUUCGAUACUCUGGCGUAUCAACCAGAUGCUAAUGAUUCUUUGGGUCAGAUCAGGUUUCUUGCUUCGCAUAGAGAAGUCCCCAACACCCAAGAUAGUAUUUUAGAUGCGGUGGGGAAUGUUGUUCUGGAAGUGGAAGAAGACGAAGACGUUGAAGAAGAAGACAUUGAAAUAGUAUCAGAUGAUGAGGCAGUUUCUAGAAACAAUUCUUUAAUGGAUACUCAAAAGAUACAUAUGACUCAAAAGACUACACUAGCACCUUCAUGUUUUGAACACCAGCCACUUAUAUUGGGUCUGGGUUCACCGACGGUGAUUUCAGAUUCUUCUCCUACAGCUAAUAAGCAAUUUAGAACAGGAACAUCCCAAAUUCCUGACACUUCCAACACUCAGGUCAUAAAGACCGUAACUUUGCUUCCAUCGUCGCCGACUUUGAAACACGAAGAGGCUAAGAUUGAUUUUGGUCGUCAUGCUAAAGAUGAAAAGACAUUCACUGAUGAUCAAGAAGAAAUAAUGAUUCCAAAUACUUAUCAAAGGAAGCAUAAGUUCGUUAUAGAUUCCCAGAAUGAAGAGGGCCCAUUUAAGAGAGCCCGUGCAUCCCCUGAGUCUCCAGAACUUUUACGAGAAGAGCCACUGACUGUGAUGACAGAGAAGGACAUUUUGCAUAAAGGCAGUGUAUGGGCAUUAUACAAUGUUCGAGUUUAUUCUGGAGUCUUACUUUCCUUGGGAGAAGAAGUUCUGGAGGUGGAGUUUGAAGAAGGCACAUACCAGAUAAAGAACGAAGACUUGCAUUUAUUGGAUAUACGAAUUGGAGAUACCAUUCGAGUGAAAUCGAAAGUCGCCAGGUUUACCGUCUCUGGCUUGAAGAAGACUCACAAUGAUACCAACAGUAUAUGCUGUGUUCGAGGGUAUAAUUCUGUAUUGUUGAAAAGACAGAAUACUAAGACCAAAUCGUUCCCUGAAAUAGAGGUUCCGCUUUCGGAAUGUUGGAUGGAGAUUGGAGAUUUGAUGAACCACCAUCAAGGCAAUGCUAUGUUGAUCAAAGGAAGAAGUAGAUCCCAAUUUGAGUCCUUUGGAGAGCUCUGCGAUGUAAUUGCAGAUAUUGAUGUUGGCUGCUCGUCUCCAUUAAAUGCUAAUAAUAUUACUAGUAAUAAUACUGCUGUUAUUGAUGGAAGUAGUCCUGUUAAAGGACAUAAAAGCCGAUCGAGUCCUAUUAAAUCAAUUAGAAGUGAAGAAACAAAGUUGUUCUCAGGAAGACUCUUUGUUAUCACUAGUGUAUCAGGCAACAAGCAGGCACUUUGUGAUGUGAUUUUAAGAAAUGGAGGAUCAAUAUUGGAAAGCUUUGAAAAGCACUUGAGGUGUGUAGCUGAUGAUCAAGGGGUUUGUAUUGUUAUAGACGGGCAAUUGGCCCAUUUCAGAUUUGCAUGUGUUUUGUCCACCAGCUACUGUCGAAGUGCUAAAUAUUUACAAGCCCUUGCAUUAGGGUGGCCUGUUGUUUCUGAUGCUUAUAUCUUUGAUACCAUAAGGAACCCUGGUAAUCUUGAAUCAUGGUGUGCCUAUUUAUUACCUUCAGGGAAGUCCAAGUACUUGGGAGAUGCCGUUAAGAGUAUGGAUAUUUAUCCGUUCCGGAAGAACUACGAAGACCAAUGUACUCUUAAUGAGCAGCUUCGUCUCAACAGUGCGCUACUUGGAGAUAUUAAUGUGUUAAUACUGAAACUAAAUAUGAGCACCAUGGUUUUGGAAACAGCUGUAUUUAUUUUCCAUGCCUUUGGGGCCAAAAGCGUGGAUUACAUUGUUGACAUGGUGGAUAUUGCGUCUACUAUCCAAACCAUUAAAGGUGGUGGGAACAAGACCUUGGUGUUUGAAGUGGGGUCAAAUGUAAGAAAGAGUGUGGAGAAUUCAUUUGACAUUCCUGAACCGCCUCGGAUAACCAGAAGUCGAUCAGGAAUUGCUCAAAACUUGUCAAAUAUUCAGCAUAGUCAUGCUACAGUUGGGUUUGUUGAUUGGGAAUGGUUAGUACAAUGUGUUAUUAGUAAUCAUAUUUGGGAACCAGACUAUUUUAAUUUUUAA
Messenger RNA from Lizanozyma spartinae, 2832 nucleotides. RefSeq names its product chromatin-binding protein (gene RAD9). Gene Ontology annotation, biological process: positive regulation of transcription by RNA polymerase II; DNA damage checkpoint signaling. Gene Ontology annotation, cellular component: nucleus. The transcript has 2 exons. The coding region runs from base 1 to 2832 and encodes 943 amino acids. Gene Ontology annotation, molecular function: histone binding. The record is from RefSeq and is a predicted model, not a curated record. NCBI's taxonomy places the organism in Eukaryota, Fungi, Ascomycota, Pichiomycetes, Serinales, Debaryomycetaceae.